Molecule: messenger RNA, 5853 nt
Organism: Spirodela intermedia
Lineage: Eukaryota; Viridiplantae; Streptophyta; Magnoliopsida; Alismatales; Araceae
Source: the annotation of a GenBank genome assembly
AUGGCGACCGUAAUGCAGAAAAUCAAGGACAUCGAGGAUGAAGUACGGAAGGAGGGAUAAAACCCUACUUUGAACCAGCCUCUGCUCAUUUGCUUUGCCCAUCUUCUUCGUUUUGCCCCCCUGCUCGUUUUGUCUCAUGAAUGGUUGUCGAGGUUUUAUUUUUGUGUUUUUAUUGAACUCAAAUCAAGAGUGUCAUGCGGGGGAUGAUGUGAUUGGUUGGUGAGAUGGGGAUUAAUUUGUCCUGUUGGAGAUUGACUGCUUAACAAUUUUUUUUUUUAACAGAGUGUACUAUUUUUUCUUUUUUAAUGAGGCUUACUGUACUCGCUGUGGAGAACUUUGUAUUAGGUGGAUUGAAUUUUCUUACUAGAAUGAUUAUUGGUCUGGUUUCAGAUGGCAAGGACGCAGAAAAAUAAAGCAACUGCCCAUCACCUUGGCUUGCUGAAGGUAAUCUCUAGUGCCUUCUCUUGGCUCUCUACUCUUGUUACAGGCGUCUAUCUACUUAAAUUUCGCCAAUGUUGAUUUUAAUAUUUUGUCAUACUGAAGGUAUCUCUCAAGUGUCGCUGUCAUUAUUUUAUUCCUUUCCAUUCUCAAUAAUCUGGAACUGAUCAUGACCAAAGGCUCAUUAUCUGAGUGUAGAUGUAUCACCAUUACAUCAUGUUCUAUUAUGAAGUGAGGCUGGGGCUAUUUCAUAGAAGUGUGAAAGGAUAAUUAAAUUUUUUAUAAAAAAUAAUAUGUAGAACUGUACCAUGCAUCCAACUUUAGUAAUCGCUAAUAAUUGUCACUUGGAAAAAAUCAGAAAUCCAGUAGAUUGACCUGCUUAAGGAAAAAACUAUAUGGUCGUCUAAUGAAUAUCUAUUUAACUCUCAUAAAUAAACAGACAAAUUUGGCCAAUUCUAUGGGAAAUAACCCAUAAACAUUUUGUGGUACCCUACCUGGCUUUUGUGGAAGAGGAUCCCCAGUUGUACUGUCGUGUUUUACCCAUUUUCAUUUUAUAAAUGACUGGUAGUUUCCAGGAAUUGCUCUUCAAUGAUAUAAUUUACUUAGUAGAUUGUCAUAGUUUCCUUUUACAAGCCGAGAAAGCCUGUUUUGUUGCGAAUUAGAGCUUCAAUCCUUCCUUUGAUAGCUUGUAUCUUUGUUUUUUGAUUAUGGACAUCUCCCUAAGUAGAUAUAUCUCCCUGAAAGGUUUAUUAAGUGUCAGGAGUCGUGACAAUUCAAUACACUGAGCAUGGUCCAUUUGCAUCAAUCAAGGAACUUCACUUGACAUGUUAUUAAAUGUUAUACUUGCACUUGACAGUUUAAUUCGUAAGUAUUUCUACAAAACAUGUAUUGCAACAUCGUUUUUACUAACAUUAAAUUACUUAUGACUUUUAUGGCAUGGAGUAUCUUGAAGAACAGUUGUCCCUUGUAUUUCUUUCUUUCUAUCCUUACCAGGCUAAACUUGCGAAACUACGGAGGGAACUUCUGGAACCAUCAGCGAAAGGAGGUGGUGGAGCUGGUGAAGGUUUUGAUGUCACUAAAAGUGGAGAUGCACGAGUUGGCCUUGUAGGAUUUCCAUCAGUUGGAAAGUCAACACUUCUUAAUAAGUUAACCGGCACUUUUUCAGAGGUAUUACCGCUUAGAAAAGACUUUUAUAACUAUUUUUCUCUGAACACCUUGUGUCUCUCAUUAUGUGUUCCCUUUUGGUCCUUUUUCCUAAAUAUCAUUAUGGUGUAUCAGACUUGUUUAUUUCUAAGUUGUGAAAAAGUAAUGUCGGUUGUGCCAGUUUAUAUUAUCUUUUGGAUUUGUGAACGGAAUUCUUUUGAAGAGAGGGAUUUUUCCUCCAUCUUCUGAUUCAAUAAUUUGAUCAUGAUAUUAUAAUACAUCAACUUGUUUAAUAAUUUCUUUUGGGGUCUCUAUUCUCUCAUAGGAUUUUUGUUCGCAAUCUGGGAAAGUGGAAAUCAUUGUGGGUUUUUCCUUUUUUAUCUUCUGGUUUUAUGGAGGUAAAUUUACGAAUCAGCCUAUCAUUGACUGUUUAUUAAGGACAGAACAACAGAACAUAAUCUGGUUACAUAUAUGUAGUUGGCAUAGAUGUACUUUUAUGUUUGGUAGUUGAGUUUGGCAUAAGUUAUGAAGGUGCAUCACCAACUAAAGGAUGUACGUCUUGCCUAUUUUUUCUAGGCGACAAAGCAGUUUUGCACAUUCCUUCCUGAGAUACAUAAAUUAUUUUUAGAAAUUUUGAUUUUCUCUUUUAUGAGAUAAUUGAUGUUGUUCAGGAACAGAAAAAGAAUCACCCCUCAGAAUUUGCAAAAUUUGUUUAAAGCAUCAACUGUUAUAAUAUGAAAUGGUAAUAAGUGGCGGGUAUAAAACAUUGUUCCUAAGCAGCAUAGAUUUUUAUGUCCUUAUUUCAUAUCACAUAAAAAAUUAUGGUGGUUGAACACUCCUGUGUCUUAUUGUCCUUUCUGAACUUCUCGAAAUUUUUGAACUCUAGAUAGUUAGCUAAAGCUGAAAUCUUGCUUGGUUAUUAUUAUCUUUGUAUCUAAUAUUGGACGCUAGUGUCUUAUUUUUCGCCUUGUAGAGAAAUUGGUCUGGGAGCUGAGAUUUCUACCGUAUGUGCUAGAGUUCCCCAUGCAGUUGUGUUGCAUGUACUCUAGCUGCAUUCACUCAUGUCGUUUACAUUUCCUUGUUUUCUUUUCAUCAAGAGUAUAUUUGGCGGAUAGUUGGAUCAUCACUUAUUAAUUCAACUGUGUGGACUAUGAGAAGAUGACUUGAAUGGUCUUCACGCUUUGAAUGAAUAUUUCUGUGGUCUAAAAGGUUUUUUUAUUUUACAUUACAGGUUGCUUCAUAUGAGUUCACCACAUUAACAUGCAUUCCAGGAGUUAUUAUAUAUAAAGGUGCUAAAAUUCAGGUACUAAUUAUUUCCUUUUCGUUUCCAUCCCAGAAGAAACGUUUUGAAUCUUUGGUGUAAUUUAUUUUUAUGGAUUAAGACCUUAUUCAUUUUAUCAUCUUUUUGAAAAGGCAUCCUACACUGACUUGUGGUAGGCACCCGGCAGAAACCUUGUAUAUUUUCUCACAAUGCAUUAUGCAGAUCAAAUUCGGCUAGAAUUCUCAAUACGCAUUGCAUUCACAAAUUUUAAAUCACAGUGGUCACCGCAAUGCUGAGUUCUACUGUUGUUGCUCAGGAUUCAUUAAUCUAGUUCUUUUGAUGAAUUUAGUAGCCUACUGUAAUUUGUCUUUUGUUGACACUUUAAUGUUUAGGUGACUUAGAAUACUUGUAUAAACUACUGCUCUAGUGGAGUCUGUUGGGGGGGAGAAAUAGACUCACUGCACGAUAAAACGACAUUAUUUGACUGGGAAAGAUGUAUUAUGUUUACUAGCUUCUUUUGUGUACUUGGGAUAAACCAUAUAAUUGAUCAUCCUUUUAAUAUUUGUUUGGUUCGUCAUGAGAAUAAAACUGAUCGAACAUAAAAGUCACUGACAUAGUACUACCAGUCGAAUUUGCUUCAUUUUAGUUUAACGUGAGAAAUUUAGAAUUUUUAAGCACCAGAAAUAGGAUCGUUUUUUUACGGUAGAAAGAUUGAUGCUCGAACCUCCGACAGAAAGAAUUUCAAUGCAUGCGUUCUUUCUCUCCUCCCCUCAGCCACACAUCUUUUCCGUUCGCCCCCCCUUUAUCUAUGUCACCGUCUCCUCAAUGAGCGUAGAUUGAUGAAGAAGGCUUUUGUGCCGGUCAAUCUGUAUCCUAUUCUUCUGCACUCUACAUUUAAGAUAAAUCUCUUGCUGCUGAAAAUUAGCAAGCUUUUGUUUUGCUCUUAAAAUGCUCAAGUAUGUUACUGUCGAGUUGAGAAUUAGUAAGUCUCUGUUCCGUAUUUAAAAUGCCUGCUCACUUCAUCCUUUCCUUUCAGUUGCUUGAUCUACCAGGGAUUAUUGAGGGUGCAAAAGAUGGAAAGGGUAGAGGAAGACAGGUGACUAUACUCUUUUUAAACUAAUUAGACUUUUGGUUUCAUGAAGCUCUUAUACCUUUGUUGUGCAUAAAUGGUACACUUAUUAUAUCUAAUGAUUGUUCAAUGCUUAGAUGUAAUUUCCUGUGACCUUUUCCUGUCUGUUGUAAAUUUUGAAACUAAUAAUUGCAGUUAAGAGUGACUUGCCGUGUCAUUGAAUUUCAGGUGAUUAGCACUGCAAGAACAUGCAACUUAAUUUUAAUUGUUCUUGAUGCAAUAAAACCAAUAACCCACAAGCGAUUGAUAGAAAAAGAACUUGAAGGAUUUGGCAUAAGGUAAAAUCGUAUGUAUCCUUUUCUAUUGCUUUUGUUUUUCUUUAAAUCUCAAAUUUUGGUUAACACUGUUUAACGAUUUUUUCAGUACCCAUCGAAUUGUGAACUUGUCUCUUUUAUGAACUUGGGAGCCCUCAAAAUUUGAAAGCUGUUUAUUGAUUAACAAACAAUUUCAUGCUUUUUAAAAAUCAUAGGUCUCCAUUCUUUUAGUGGUGCAUAAUAUUAUUUUUGUUGCAAGAGAUCCGAAUCUUUUAAUCUGUAAACGUUUAUAAAAUGAAAUCGAGUCUCAUAAGCAGUUAUGAAUGGAUGAAUAGACUGAAGUUAUGAGUUAUGAUGUUUUGGGGCCCAGGUCUUGGUACUUAAAAAUCCAACUAAUCCUGACUGCAUUUCUUUAUCAUGAAAUGGUUUACUAUUUCCGUAAGUUUUAAGGUAUGCAACUGUGAUUAUGCAACGUUUUGCUGACAUCGCUGUAAUUGUCUACAAUGACAGAUUAAAUAAGGAACCUCCCAAUUUGACUUUUAGAAAGAAGGACAAAGGAGGCAUCAAUCUCACAUCCACUGUUGCAAACACUCAACUUGACCUGGAAACGGUGAAGGCUAUAUGCAGCGAAUACAGGAUUCACAAUGCUGAUAUAAACCUUAGAUAUGAUGCAACCGCCGACGAUCUCAUUGAUGUUAUUGAGGGCAGCAGAAAAUAUAUGCCCUGCAUCUAUGUUGUCAACAAGAUCGAUCAGAUAACAGUUGAGGAGCUAGAGAUUCUUGACAAACUACCACAUUAUUGCCCAAUAAGGUGAAUAUUUCCUUGUAUCUUUACUCACCGUUGUAAGUGUCUGACAUCUGAUUUCAUUUAGAACCUUGAGCAGUCAGAAACGACUUGGAAUAUUGCCCAACGCUGAAGGAUUGACCCACCUUCAAGGGCUACUUGUCUAUAUUUCUCGUAUCAGUAUCACGACCAUCAUAUUCAAUCACCUCUUUCGUAAUCUAUUUCUGGGUUGGGAACGGGAGUAAUCUCUGACGGUUUCCUACCGCCGUUCUGUUUUAUUUUAUUUAAACGACUGGUUGCAAAAUGGGAGAUGAGUUUAAGGCCGGCAGCAGUGACUUAACUUUCUCACCUCUUCUAAUCGCUGAUUUUGUCUUCCUUGCUGCAGUGCACACCUAGAAUGGAACCUUGAUGGGCUGUUGGAGAAGAUAUGGGACUACCUUGAUCUAGUUCGCAUCUACACGAAACCAAAGGGGAUAAAUCCGGACUAUGAAGACCCAGUUAUCUUAUCGUCGAGGAGGAGAACAGUGGAAGACUUCUGCGACAGAAUCCACAAGGACAUGAUAAAGCAAUUCAAAUAGUGAGCAUCCUUAAUGUCCUUCUCUAUUUCGACUUUCAUUUUCCAUCCUCGUUCAACCAUUGACGGUCCUUUUGAUUCAUCAGUGCUCUGGUUUGGGGUUCAAGCGCGAAGCAUAAGCCACAGAGAGUUGGCAAGGUCUUCUAUUCAGCGCUCUUUCCCUUCCCACGUCAAAGCUUUAGUUUGAGCUUUCUCAUGGUCCUUCAAAUCGUGCUUGCAGGAACACGAGCUUGAAGACGAAGAUGUUGUUCAGAUAAUAAAGAAAGUGUAA